GUUUUGCUGCCACCAUAAACAAACAUGAGUGUCAGGUUUUCUUUUUUUUAAAAAUUGGAAGUAAGUGCUUAUGAAGAGCUUAAAGUUUGUAGAGUGAAAAACAUGACUUCCAUGUAAAGUUUUUUGAGGGUUUAGCCUAUAAAAAUAAUACAUAGGCGGAAGUCCAUUCUGUGACAACAUCAUACACUGUUUUUAUCUGCUGCACAGAUAAAAAUAGCUUAAAGGUUCAACAAAACUCAAGUUUAUUUUCUGUUUAAAAAAAAAAGAAGUCAAAUUUAGGUCCUCGUUAAGUUUUAAUAGUCAACAAAUGGUUAAUAAAACGAGCUAUGAAAGAUACGUGGAUUUGCCUGCCCGCACACCCUUUCCAUAGAGUGAAGUUCCACAGAAUAUUAUUUACCUGAGGGCAAGACUUCCUUGGAAAUGACACGGCCUCGUGAUUAGGGAGGGCUUUAAAAAGCGUUCAACCAGCCAAACGGGCAUAGUACACCUCGUUCUGCACUCAGAGACGCAACUCUCAGCAGCAAACAAGCAAGCCUCUGGUUAAUGAAAAGCACCCUUCGACGCAUUGCUUAUUCUGCAUAUCUGAUAUGAACAUGGUCACCGCCGAGGAGCUCGAGUGCUGCGUGUGCUGCUACGAGUAUUCACGCAGCAACAGGAUCCCGCGGGUCCUCCACUGCAACCACACCUUCUGCGCCCCUUGUCUGGAGAGAAUGUCCAAGCUGGAGGGUGUCAUCUACACCGUCUCCUGCCCUCUCUGCCGUUGGAUUACCUGCACCAGAGCCAGCCUGACUUUGCCAGGGGCUCUUUGGGUCAACACGGAAAUCUGGGACCAGAUUUCUGAGGAGCAAAAUCAGAAUGAGAACCAUUCAAUGGAGGAUUUGAAAGACCCAAAGUCUCUACUCAUUGAGCACUCGCUACCCGUUUCACAGCACUCUGGUUUGAGGCACUCUAGUUUGAAGUCCACACUCCUGAGGGUUUUCAGCUGCAUGCCUCUGCAGAGCAGACGGCUGAGAAAUUAACAGCAGGACUUGAACCUCUUACAUGUUGUUUAAUCGUGGACUGAAGUGUGCAAGACCGUAAAGUUUGCAUGAUCUGAGCUCCACGUAAUGGACACAGGGCUUCAGUGAGAGUUUGCGUCUUGUGAAGAGUGAAGGCCUGAAAGUCUUCCGUGCGACUUGACUUUGUGUGAACUUGACUGUGAUUUGGAAGGCACUGAAUCUGCCUCCAUUUAAAGUUGUGACUGUGAACCUUUUUGUUAUUUUAUAUCAGCAACAACAAAUAAGAAAACAACAAAAAAAUCAGAUCAGCACUGUGUUUAUCUGAACAACGAAGAUGAUUUAAAGUACGAUUUAAUAAUGCAGUUUAUUUUAUAUUGAAAAGUAUUUUAUUAUUUAUGUAUGUUGUGUUUAAACUUUUUUAUCACUUAGCCUGUUUUAUACAUUUUUAAGAAAACUUUGUCAUGUUUGUUAAUUUUGUCCUGUUUUAAGAAUCACAAAAAUGAAGGAUUCUAACCUUAGAAAUAAGAUGUAUUUACAUAAAUUAUGUAACAAAUACAGUGAAGUGCAAACUGUCUACUAUGUAAAUAGCCGCCUGUGAUACAAACAUGUUAAUGAACAUCAUCUGUGAAUAAAGUGUUUGGAACUGAAGGAGAAUAUGUUCAGUUUUCAAUUAUGGGAACCGUUUAAUAAAUGUUCAAAAGUA
Messenger RNA from Oreochromis aureus, 1701 nucleotides. RefSeq names its product RING finger protein 208-like. Gene Ontology annotation, molecular function: ubiquitin protein ligase activity. Bases 588 to 1019 code for a protein of 143 amino acids. Gene Ontology annotation, biological process: protein ubiquitination. Lineage: Eukaryota; Metazoa; Chordata; Actinopteri; Cichliformes; Cichlidae. The transcript has 3 exons. The record is from RefSeq and is a predicted model, not a curated record.